ACCACUCGCCAAAUCAUCGAGCUGCUGGGGCUGAACUGGAAAAAAAAACACACACGCACAAGUGGAGGGGGGGUGAGGAAAGCAGGUUAGAGGGACUGAAAGGAGGAGAGGAGGGGGGAGAAAAACAAUAACAACAACGGCAAGGGAUUAGGCAUCGACCGAGCAAUCAGGAAGUCCAUUUAGGACAAAGCAGUGUCAAAAAUCCUCCCAGACCUCAGUCGUCAUCAUCAGAGCCGAGCUGCCAGUCCGAUUGGACAGCUGCUCGAGAUCUAUGGGUGGGAAAGAAAAAUGGAAGCACACAAAGGAGGAAUGAAAUAAAACAGGUGAGAAGGGAGAAGCGGCUCUGGGACGAUGGCUGUGAUGUGUCACUCCUGUCGAUGAGCGAGACGAGGUGAGGUGGCCGGAGUGAUGCCUGGGGCGUAGAAACAGAGAGAGAGGAGCAUCGCUGGACAUGAAGAGCAUGCGUCAGCACUAAGACUGGGUGAACAGGAGAGAGAGAGAGAGAGAGACGGUGACAGCAGAGAUGAGAGAGGCAGAGCAGGAGAGAGAUUGAGGCUAGAGGUUGAUGGGACGAUACAAAUAAAGCCUGCCGGAUUUGUCACCUUCUGUGCCACACCUUGGCUGCAUCAUCCUUCUUCACUGCAGCAGCUCUGAGGACCAACAGAAGGUAUUUCCUCUCUACUGAACAAUACAAUCAGUGUAUUAGUGCGGAUUGAUCAGAUUCACACCCCAGAUGCUUCCUGAAGACUAAACCCUUCAACACCCUAAAAGGACAAACUGUACUUCUUUUAACAAGCAGAUUUUCUUCUGUAUUUCCCCCAUAGAGGAACACUUCCUGCCUGCACACAACAAUGCAAGAAUUGAGACUGUUUUCAUUCUGCACUGAGAAUUAUUGUCUGCACACUGCCAGAGGAAUUCAUUUCUAAAAAAGAAACUGUUUCCAUUAAGAUAAGCACCUGUGUUUCUGCAGACUGGGUGAAAAUGUGUAACUCUUUGUCUGGCCAUUUGCACCGAAUGCUGACUCGACCCAAAUGACGAAGACAAUGAAGGUGGACGCCAAAGAGCAACAGCGUAGUUAGAUGAAUUCUCAGACAUAUUGUGCCGAGCUAUGUGAGAUAAUGCAGCACCGUUCUGUGGAGAAUACAGCACUCGUCUUCCGAAUGGCAGCGUGGACCCUGAAGCGAGCUGACUGACCAACUGACUGACUGACUGACUAAGUGCGUGGGUUGCUUUGGGACUGGAGCGGCGAGGACUCUGAGGACACGUAGCCCCAGGCAGCUACCGGCCGGGUGUUGCAGCCCCGCAAUGGGGGAGACGGCGGAAUACCAGAGACUGCAGGAGACGUCAGAAUGUGACUACCAACGUCUGCCCAGCGAUGACGAAGAGAAACUGGGCAGUAGCAUGCAGUGUGAGGAAGGAACAGAAUGGCUGCUGGAGCUGCUGAUGGAGGUGCAGCUGCAGCAGUACUUCCUGCGGAUCCGAGAUGACCUUAACGUCACGCGGCUGUCACAUUUCGACUACGUCAAGAAUGAAGACCUGGAGAAAAUCGGCAUGGGUCGACCUGGGCAGCGACGGCUGUGGGAGGCUGUGAAAAGGAGGAAAACCAUGUGCAAGCGCAAGUCCUGGAUGAGCAAGGUGUUUAGUGGUAAACGUCCAGAUGGAGGAGAUUUCCCCCAGCAGGGCCAACCAGCGUCUUCGUUUCGUAAACUCUCUCCCACGCCUCCCCUGGGUCUGGAGGAGGGAGUCCUGAGCACUCAGCCCAGCGGCGGUGCUCCUCUUGAUGGGCAGCAGCAGCAGGCUCUGACCUGCCUCAUCCCAGAGAAGGACUUGACGCUGUUUGAGAAGCUCGGAGACGGAUCCUUUGGUGUCGUGAAGAGAGGAGAGUGGCUCACACCUGCUGGGAAGGUGCUGAACGUAGCUGUGAAGUGUCUGAAGACAGAUGUCCUCAGUCAGCCCGACGCUCUGGAGGAUUUCAUCUGUGAGGUCAACGCCAUGCACUCCCUGGACCACCAGAACCUCAUUCGCCUCUACGGUGUGGUGCUCACACACCCAAUGAAGAUGGUGACUGAAUUGGCUCCUCUGGGUUCUCUGCUGGAGCGUUUGCGAUGUGUUCGUCCACAGGGUCCAGUGUUGAUCCACACUCUGUGUCAGUACGCUGUGCAGGUGGCCUGUGGGAUGGCUUAUCUGGAGCAGAGGAGGUUCAUCCACAGGGACCUAGCAGCCAGGAACAUCCUGCUGGCUUCAGCUCACAGAGUGAAAAUCGGCGACUUUGGCCUGAUGAGGGCGCUGCCUAACAACCAUGAGCACUAUGUCAUGCAGGAGCAUCGCAAGGUCCCGUUUGCAUGGUGCGCCCCAGAGAGUCUGAAGACGAGAACAUUCUCCCAUGCUACAGACACAUGGAUGUUUGGAGUCACUCUCUGGGAGAUGUUUACACAUGGCCAGGAGCCUUGGCUGGGACUUAAUGGUAGUCAGAUUCUCCAUAAGAUUGAUAAAGAAGGUGAACGCCUCCCUAAGCCAGAGGACUGUCCGCAGGAUAUCUAUAAUGUCAUGCUGCAGUGUUGGGCUCAGAAACCAGACGACAGACCAACUUUUGUCGCUCUGCGUGAGUUCCUGCUCGAGACGAUGCCCACAGACAUGUGCGCUCUACAGGACUUUGAUGAACCUGACAAGCUGCUGAUCCAGAUUAAUGAUGUCAUCACCAUCAUAGAGGGGAGGGCAGAGAAUUACUGGUGGCGAGGUCAAAACAAGCGAACCCUUAAGGUCGGACAGUUCCCCAGGAACGUGGUGACGUCAGUAGCGGGUCUGUCAGCACACGACAUCAGCCGGCCGCUGAAGAACAGCUUCAUCCACACAGGACAUGGAGACAGCAACCCUCAUCGCUGCUGGGGCUUCCCUGACAGGAUUGACGAUUUGUACCUUGGCAAUCCCAUGGAUCCUCCUGAUGUUCUGGGUGUAGACCUCGGUACUGCUCGGCCCACACAGCUACCAGGACGAUCUAAAAAGGAACCUCCUCCCCGUCCUCCUCAACCAGCAGUUUUAAUCAAGAGUAAGUUUGGUUUCUCUCAGCAGCUCCUCACCCAUUGCUCCUGCCCUCUCUGUUCCCUCCUAGCUCCACUUCUCCAAGAACCUUGCUAUGAUCCAGUAAACGAGGAAGAGGAUCUGACCUCUACAGGACUAAAGAGAUUAUCUUUGCGGAAAACAGGCUCUGUCAAAGGCCUCAAGCUUAAACCGGCUGCGUGGGUCUCUGCGUCCAAACAGGGGAGCAACAGGACUUCAGGCCACAAUCCCAACAGUGAAGUUUCCCUCAUUGACUUUGGGGAGGAGUUCCCCCCAUCCACACCUACCCCCUCCCCUGUGGUUGAAAUUCAGAUUCCUUCAUUGGCCAGACUAGCUUUGGAAGCAGAGAACAUCCUGGACAGAACUCCACCUCAAAGCCCAUCUAGAUCACUGCCCCGCCCCCUUCACCCAACACCUGUAGUGGACUGGGAUGCAAGGCCGUUACCUCCACCUCCAGCCUACGACGACGUAGCCCAAGAUGAAGAUGAUAUGGAGGUGAGCUCCAUCAACAGCUCGGAGCAGCAGCAUGAGGAGGAGCCUAACGAUGUCCAAUAUUCAGAAGAAGCUCCCUUCUCUGGGCAGAAGAUAGAGAGUCCAGACAGACCAGGUCUCGAGGACAACCUCUUUCUUCCCAGUAAGCAGAGCCGGGGUCUGUCCUCCUCUUUCUCCCAGUCUGCAGAGAUCUUUCAAGAACUCCAGCAGGAGUGCAUGAGGAGGCUCAAUGUACCGACCGGAAGCGCUCAUCGGUCGUGUUCGCCCUCCCACAGCUCAACUUCAUGUCCCCAGAAUCCUCAGAACCCCCAGACCUUUGAGGGACAACAGCAGAGUGUCCUCUCCUCCAAUGAGGACAAACCCCAGAUCCCACCUCGUGUCCCCAUCCCCCCUCGUCCCAUAAAAAGAGGCGACUACACAUCUGCUCGCUGGUCAAGGGACCUCUCUCUUUCUCCAAUGCCAGCUGACACCACAGAGGAUGUUUCAGGCUCAAGCCAGGACCAACCACCUCAGAUCCCCCCCAGAGACCCUUUGUCUCAGCCAGGCUCCAGAACUCCGAGCCCCAUGGGUCUGGUCGUGGGCUCCCCCCAGCAGAGGCUCUACUCUGUCAGCCCCGCUGCCCUCACAUCCUGCCCCCCAACACACACCUACAGCUCCUACCUCUCCACCUCUCCAGGUAAACUCAUGCCUACUACACACAGCUUUGCCUCAGAUCCUAAAUAUGCUGCACCCAAAGUGAUCCAGGCGCAGGGGAAGGACGCUGCCAACAAGGGCCCCUGUAUCCUGCCUAUCGUCCGUGACGGGCGUAAGGUCAGUAACACCCACUAUUACCUCCUGCCAGAGAGGCCGCCGUACCUUGAUCGAUUCGACCGCUUUUUCAGGGAGGCAGAGAGCCUUCCUGCUGGCGACGUGGAGGACAGGCAUGCACGGCAAGCUAACACUGCCACCGUCCGACCCAUGGUAGUCAGCAAUCAGACAGUCCAGGGUCACGUCCAGGGACAGGGGUUGGUCCAGCCGGGCGAGCUAAAGGCUAAUUUCUCCUCCAAUAACAACAGCACUCUGAGUGGACAGCGGUCAGGGAUGAAGACAUCAGUUAGUCUCCCUCGUGUGUGUUCAGAUGGACUGGCAGCACCGGUGGGCACUGCUUCCUGUACCAGGACAGACGGAGGAGGGAACUUAGCUGACAGGGUCAAAAUGGUGCAGGAGGCAGUUCACGGUGUGACAAUAGAGGAGUGCCAAGCCGCCCUCCAGAACCACAACUGGAAUGUCCAGAAAGCUGUACAUUAUCUAAAGGUGGAGCAGUUGUUCUGUUUGGGUCUGAGGAGCAGGUUGGAGUGUCUAAAGCUGCUGGAGAUGUGUGACUGGAACCUGGAGGUGGCCAGCACUCAGAUGUUAGAUAACUAUGGAUCCACAACAAGACAGAGACGGUGACAGAAAUCUGAAGCUGCUGAGCUCUGAUUGGAACUUCGUCCUCAGUGAAACAUCAUCAGAGGAGGUGAAUCUUCUCCUGACUCUUUCUGUUCGAUGCUUCAGUCACGUCUCCAAUUAGAAGACUGUAAUUCAAGAAUCAAGCACAAAAUAUUCGCGAUGGCUCCAUUUGUACUGACCGUACCAUGAGUGAAAAAAGACUUGUGUCUGAAAGUUUUGUGAUUGUUGCACUUGCUGAGAAAUUGUCUACCACCAUCCACCAUCAAUCAAAGGUUUUUUUAAAGGGCAAAAAUGACUGCACUUAUAUGUUCAGGGCCAGUGGGUGAGCCUGAAACGCGUCACCCUGACGGACCCCCACAGCGUAACAGAUUCUGGGUGCUGCUACUAAACUCGGAUGUCAGAUCCUCUCACUGCCACAAUUACACUGUUGACCAACUGCAGUGAGCUUUUCUUUAGCAAAGCCAGUUUGAAAGUGAACCUGAAGAGGCCAAAAUGAGAUGAUGAGCACAAUAUAAACAGUAGCACUUUCUGAAAAGAUCAACACUCUGCCAAGAAGUCAUUGUAUUGACAAAAAAAAAAACACAUUUUACUGAACUCUCAGCACUGAACCUAUAUAAUGUCCAUACAGUUCAUUAAAGGUCAACCUCCUGUGUUAGCGUCACUUCCAAGUACAUUUUGUGAAGACCAAUUUUAAAAAUCAAAGUACCUCUGACAUGUCUGAGCACAAUAGAGUGCAAAAUUUAAUUGGCUGUCAAGGCUAAUAUUGCACAGGGGAUAAUUUUGCCUGUUAACUGUUAUUAAGAGGGGUGGAGACAUGAUUGUGAAGCUUGUCUGCUGCUGAAAGCCUGUGGAGGAAAGUGCAGAAAGAAUACCACUGCAAAAGAGACUGAUUGAUAUUUGUCUAUAAUUUUUUUUUUUUUUUUUUAAAUCAGCCCUCAAUAAAAUUAUGGUAUGAAGAGGGAAGUUGGUCACAAUGCAGUCAGUGCUCAGUAUUUAGGACAAUUAAUGGAAAUACAGACUGGAGAAGUAGUUCUUCUUUUAAAGACCUACGAAAAUGUCUAAUUUAUAUUCUAAGGGUAUAAACAAAAUACUCCUUAUAAAGAGGCAUGUAUGUUUUUGUGGCAACUGUUUCAAGUAUUAGUAUAUUGUUUAAACAUAUUCUGAAGAUUAUCCUCAGAGACAGAGAAGACUGUUAUGUCCAUUUUGAGUCAUAACAUUUUUCGAAUUAGAUUUUUACCAUCUGUCCCUUAAAGGUGGAGUAAGCGAUUCUAAGUCAAUGCAUUUCUUUAGCUGUUUUAACCUGUAAUUCACUUCUUCCAAAUUGAAAAGAACAUUUUAGAUAUCAACAUCAUCAUUCUUGUAGAACAAAUGUCACUUUCACGAUCCAUGUUUAUGUUGUUUCUCAUUACAGAUCUCCACAGUUCAGAUGCAGAUUUCCACAAUGUGAAUUGCGUAUAUUUGUACCUGAAUUAUGAUCAGUUGUACUUUCAGUCUAAUUCUACUUCAAGAUAUCUUUUCCUCAAUUCAAGGUAAUUGUUUAGAUAUAUAAAUUAGGUUUCAACGAUGAAUGAUGUCGAUAUCUCUAAGUGGAAUUCUGCCUUAUAAUUACAGAUACCUUGAAUUGGAAUUUUAGCUUGGGCAAAUGACGUUGCAGAUAUCGAUAGUUACAUCAAAAGCUAGCUUGUAGCCUGAGGCCAAGAUUGUAAAUUUUUACCUCAAAUUUCUUCUAUUUCACACCAUUUUCGAAUGAUCUUAACCGCAGCAGGCACCAUCACUUCCUCUAACACCGUUAAAGAGCUUUGUUGGACCAAUAUCCAAAGGAAAGCUGCGUUUAUAAACAUCUGUAGUUAAAAUUCUGCCUAACUGUGUAAUUAAAACUAGUCAAAAUGAUAUUCAUAUCUGUAAUUUUAAUUCUAGAUAGUCAGACUUAGCUGUUAAAUGCUAAAUGUUAAGACUGCUCGUAAUAGGCAGCAGUUGCUAACCAACUUAAACAUGUUAACUAGGUAAAUAUCAACGGAAUUGCAGACUCCACCUUUAAAUACUAAUUCACAAGAGAAAAAAAAGGGCCACCCAGUCAGUGGAAACUUCCUACACCCCAGAUGUAGUCUUUCCUUAUUUCCUCCCUCUAAGCACUUUGCCUACGCAGAAACUCCUUUGCAUCAGCUGAAAACUGCUGCCAGCGUGGUGUUUUCUGCAAACACCCAGACUACGUUGGCAGCUAAUAACAGCGGCGUAGUGAAAUUCACCCCAAGGCGCAGAUCCUGUCCCAUAAUCAUCACUGGAAAGCACCACUGUGAUAUUUGGGUCAGCAGCUUUGGGGGCAAUAAUUUAAAAGUGGGAGGACACGUCGGCUCUGAAUGAACUCACUGCUGGACGUGACAAUACAUUUUCUGACUAUACUGUCACAGUAGAGCCAGUCAGCACAGAGAAGAUUUUGGGCCUGUCCUGGUUUUUUUAUUCCACAUAGUGAAGGACUGAAAGGAAGGGGAACAAAAGGCGCUCCGCAUACUUUGAAUUUCAAAAUUCACUUUUAUGCGGGAAACCAAAUGUCGGAAACAAUCCUUUACAGAUACCCAUGAUCUGAGUGGGGCUUCUUUGUGUAGAAAAAAGAAACCCUAUUUGCCAACCAAGAAAGGUACCCAUAUUUAUGUGUCUGACCACAUGUGUGCCCUCUAACCUUCCCUACAUAUGCCCAUGAAACGCCUUAGUAUGUGACAUGUCCGAGUACGAAAUUUUCAGGCAGAAACGGCCUCUUAAAAAAAAAAAAAAAGCUACUACAAAGCCACAACAAACCUGGGCAAUUUAAGAGGCUAAAUACAAGGUUUGGUUUAUUCAUAACGGAUGUACAGGACUGAUUUUGAGAGACACCUGUGUGCAAUACGGCUGCUGUAAAAUCUGUAGCCUCCCGGCCAGAUUCCACCGUUAAGGAUCUCUCCCAAUACUUCAGAAGACACUGUUUUCAGUCUAAAAUGUUUUGUGACUCAGUUUUCCUCCCCAGAGUGCGAUAAAGCCGUCCUUAAGCACUGAUUCAGGUGAAGCAGAUUGUGAAUCCAGUGCAUGAGGACGCCUGGAUGUGAGAUCUGCCUCCACAGUGUUGUUCGUCUUUGUACCAAGCUGCUGUAGUUGUUAUUAGAAGGACUGAAGUGAACCUCGUGGUGUUUUGAUCAACCCAAAGCGACGUCGUCCUGUUGUGGUGUUGAAACUCUGAUGUUAGAAAACUCUUCGGUUCUGUUUUGUUUGUUCCAUCUGUUUCUUUUCAGCUAUUUUACAGUCAGUUAAAUGUUUUUUGCUGUUCCUCCUGCCAUUUCUUCCUCAUUUUUUAUGUAUUUGCUUCCCAGAAUGUGUUUGGUUAUAAAUGCCUACUGUACAGUUGGUUUUCAUUGUUUCUCUCCUCCUGGGCUGAUGGAAAUGAAGUUCAUGCUGCCGAAUUUAUAAAUGUAUUUUUUAUUAAAGAAUUAAUUAUUUUUUAA
Messenger RNA from Amphiprion ocellaris (clown anemonefish), 8447 nucleotides. RefSeq names its product tyrosine kinase, non-receptor, 2b (gene tnk2b). Gene Ontology annotation, cellular component: extrinsic component of cytoplasmic side of plasma membrane. Gene Ontology annotation, biological process: protein phosphorylation; signal transduction; negative regulation of epidermal growth factor receptor signaling pathway. Gene Ontology annotation, molecular function: ATP binding; protein binding; protein tyrosine kinase activity. The coding region runs from base 1306 to 4980 and encodes 1224 amino acids. The record is from RefSeq and is a predicted model, not a curated record. NCBI's taxonomy places the organism in Eukaryota, Metazoa, Chordata, Actinopteri, Pomacentridae. The transcript is spliced from 18 exons.